AUGGAGGUGAACGUGUCCACCUGCCUCUCUCUGUUGGUUUAUAUCUUCACAUUUCUGCUUGGACUUCCUGCCAACCUCCUUGUUCUUUUCGUCUACGUCCGGAAAGCUCGAAAACACGGUGCCACACCCAACGUAGUUUACGCUCUCAACCUGUGCGUAGCAAAUUUGGCACUCGUCUCAUGGAUGCCCAUCAAAGUAACCGAGACGGUCCUUCGGGGCUGGAAACUUCCAGCUGCGGUGUGUCCCAUUUACAGCUUCUUUCUGUUCUCCUCACUUUACGGGAGCAGCCUUCUGCUCACAGCCGUGGUCGUGGGCCGCUACCUGAGCAUUGCCUACCCCAUUACCUACAAGAUUUACCGCAGAGCCCGAACUUCUUGCCUGGUGAGUGCCAUCUUGUGGGCUUUGGUGAUUGUACACUGUGGUCUUGCUUUGAUUGUGGAAGGAGGAGGCCAGUUCGUUUCAUUUACGGAACUGAACGCCUCCUCAUGCUAUGAGAACUUCACACACGAGCAGUUAAAACUUCUGGUGCCGUUGCGUUUAGAGAUGUCGCUGGCUCUGUUCCUGGUGCCUUUGAUGAUGUCGGCGUUCUGCACUUUGCGCUGCGUAGUGCUCGUGAGGCGCUCUUGCUUGUCCUCGGUUGGUAAAAGGAGGGUGCUCAUAAUUGCACUCUCAACACUGGCGGUGUUUGUGGUCUGCUAUGGACCCUACAACAUAUCUCACGUGGUGGGGUUUGUUCAGUACACCAACGUGGAAUGGAGAAGCGAAGCCAUGCUGACCAGCUCCUGCAACGUCUUCCUGGAGCCUGUGAUCAUGCUGAUGAUGUCGCCAUGGACACCAAAGGAUUUAGUUGACAGAAUGUGCAACAGGCGAGGAACUAAAUCCAGCUACAGGUCGUGGCAUUUGGGCAAUGGUAAGGAAUCUUCCAAGAACCUUCAAGGGACUGCACACGGGGUGACGACUAUAACCAAGCAGCACUGA
Messenger RNA from Triplophysa dalaica, 978 nucleotides. Its product is annotated as free fatty acid receptor 3. Lineage: Eukaryota; Metazoa; Chordata; Actinopteri; Cypriniformes; Nemacheilidae. Gene Ontology annotation, biological process: positive regulation of insulin secretion; response to fatty acid; positive regulation of cytosolic calcium ion concentration. The coding region runs from base 1 to 978 and encodes 325 amino acids. Gene Ontology annotation, molecular function: bioactive lipid receptor activity. Gene Ontology annotation, cellular component: plasma membrane. The record is from RefSeq and is a predicted model, not a curated record. The transcript has a single exon.